Mobula hypostoma (lesser devil ray) is the source of this 875-nucleotide messenger RNA. RefSeq names its product glutathione S-transferase A-like. The record is from RefSeq and is a predicted model, not a curated record. The coding region runs from base 50 to 730 and encodes 226 amino acids. The transcript has 6 exons. Gene Ontology annotation, biological process: glutathione metabolic process. NCBI's taxonomy places the organism in Eukaryota, Metazoa, Chordata, Chondrichthyes, Myliobatiformes, Myliobatidae. Gene Ontology annotation, molecular function: glutathione transferase activity.
CACAGGCGAGGUCAGGUGACGGGCUCAGAAUGACUUAGCAGCAAGUACGAUGGCGGAGCGGAGCACACUGUACUGGGGUUCGGGCUCUCCGCCCUGCUGGCGUGUGAUGAUCGCGCUGCAGGAGAAGCAAAUACUGGACGUGCCGCAUAAACUGCUGUCGUUCGACAAACAGGAACACAAGUCACCCGAACUUCUGGCACUAAAUCCCCGUGGAGAACUCCCCACCUUCAUGUAUAAAGGCAACAUCGUGAACGAGUCGAUGGCGGCGUGCCUGUACCUGGAGAGUCAGUUCAAGGCCCAGGGCAACCAGCUGAUCCCAGACGGCCCAGCAGAGCAGGCUUUGGCGUAUCAGAGGAUGUUCGAGGUGGUAACUCUGCACCAGAAAAUGGCUGACUUUCUCUUUUACAACUGGAGAGUUCCAGAGUCCGAACGACAUGAAAUAGCACUGGCAAGGAACAAGUCUUUGCUGUCCACAGAGUUUAAACUCUGGGAAGGAUAUCUGCAGAAGAUGGGACCACGCUCAUAUAUAGCAGGGAAGAACUUCACCAUGGCUGAUGUCAUGCUAUUUCCACAUCUGGCCUUCUGCGUCCGAUUUGGACUCUCUCAAAAGAGGUACCCCAAUCUGCUGGAUUACUACAACCGAGUGAAGGAACGGCCGAGCAUCCAGGCCACCUGGCCCCCCCACUGGAAGCAGAACCCUCCGACCAUGGACUCUCUGAAGGACGCCUGAGGGGCCUGUUCUCACCAGACACACACAUUCCAUGUGGGCUGCCAGCUAGCUCACGUUCAGACAUAUCAAAUGUAUAGUGCUGACAUAUUCAAGAGGAGGGGGGUGAUUCAAACUUUUGAAUAAAUGUCACAAGUUUUAUUGAGAA